Messenger RNA from Phytophthora nicotianae INRA-310, 2191 nucleotides. RefSeq lists its product as hypothetical. Lineage: Eukaryota; Oomycota; Peronosporomycetes; Peronosporales; Peronosporaceae. The record is from RefSeq and is a predicted model, not a curated record. The transcript has a single exon. Bases 1 to 2076 code for a protein of 691 amino acids.
AUGGCUAUCGAUUCCAAGCGCAAGUUGUCUCAUGUCCAUGUACUGUUGGCUACUCUAGCGCUACUGAUCUGCGCCAGUGAGGCAUUGAGUGUUAUUAAUGCCAACAAGCUAAUCCGCUCCAGUGUUCCGUCCCGUCGGCGUCAUACGUUCGGUAGGCGCUUGAGGGCGACGGUAGAUGAUACCGACACCAAUUACGACUUCGAAGAUAGAGGCUUCACCGGUAUCACGAAGAUAAAAGACUUCACUCAAGCUGGAACGAAGAAACUGCAGAAGCUCGCUGAGUCUGCCAAGACGAAGUUGACCUCCAAGCCCACUGUUGACCAAAGCUUCAAGCAGUUCAAAGUUCAUAAAGUCAAGUCGAAUGUGUUCGAAAGCAAACAGUUUCAAGCCUGGGCCAAGUCUGUAGCGAAAGCUACCAAGAACAAUCAGGACGCAGCUGACACUGCGAUGCUCGCGACGCUGGCGACCCACUAUGGCGAUGAAACCCUUGCAAGUAUAAUAGAUGCUGCAAAGCUGGUGACGAGUACAAAAUCGAUGGCCACUAGGCUGGAGAAUAUGCAGAUAAAGCAAUGGAUGGAUGAUGGGGACGCACAACUGAAUAAAUGGGCGGCUGAUGGGAAAACUGGCGACGUCGUGUACAAGUUUUUAAGGAUUGACACGGAAGGCAGUAAUUUGCUUAAAAGUCCCAAGCUGAAAACGUGGAUGAAUUACAUGACAAAGCUGCACAAGGAUCCAUAUGACGUUCUACUUUACAAGCUAAAACCGCACUAUGAUGACGCAGGACUAGCGAAAAUGCUUGUUUUGUCCAAGAAAGAUUCAGCAGCGAAAACGGUCGCUGAGAAGUUGGAGACGUUGCAAUUUGAAAAGUGGAAGAACAAUGAAAAAAGUGUGGCCGACGUUUUCAAGUUUCUGAAAUUAAAUGAAGACAGCACGACACUUCUGAAAAACCCAGUGUUAAACACUUGGGUCGCUUAUGUGGAAAAGUUGAACAAGAACCCCUACGAAUUGCUGUUUUCGGCGAUCAAGAGUAAGGGCUUCGACGAUGUUGAGUUGGCGAAGCUGAUCACUGCAGCGAAGCAAGACAUGCAUACUGGGGCAAUUGUUGGAAAACUGGAGCAAGUACAAUUCCAGAAAUGGGCGAGAGAUGGGAAAACCAGUGGAGAUCUCUUUAAGUAUCUAGGGCUCUACAAAGCAGGGGACAAGUUGCUUGAGAGUCCAUUGUUGAACAAUUGGCUCUCCUACAUGCAAAUGCUGAGGAAGGAUCCCUAUGCGCAGUUAGUCUUUACAAUCAAGAAGUCAGGCUUCGACGAGAUAGACUUGGCAAAGAUUAUUAAUACGGCGAAGCAAGACCCCAAAACCAGUGCUCUUGCUGGACAAGUGGAGAAACUACAGCUCGAUAAAUGGUCGGCCGAUAUGAAAAGCAGCGAAGAUAUCUUUAAAUUUCUUCGACUUGACAAAGAAGGAGACAAGGUGUUUGAGAGCCCAGUAUGGGGCACUUGGGCCGCUUACCUCAACAAGCGGGAAAUUGACCCAGAUGCAGAUUUGGUGAUGUUCAAUAUUCUGAGAAACAAAUUUGGUGACGAGGGACUAGCAAAUAUGGUUACGAAAGCGAAACAGGUUGAGAGUACCAGAGAGGUCGCCGAAAAGUUGCAGCUGGAACUUUGGCGUGCGAAUGCACAUAGCUCAGAUUACAUUUUCAAUCUUCUCAAAUUGAACGAGAAGGGCAACAAGAUUCUAGAGAGUCCGGGGCCAUUAAGCACGUGGGUGGCUUAUGUGCGAAGGGUGAACAGCUUCAAUAGCAACCGAGGAAAAUUCCAACCUAUCCUACUGUUGGAGAAGCGUUUCGGAGAGAAGGAGCUAGCACAAAUGUUUGUCAACUCGAAAUCUCGACACUAUGCAAGCAAGCCCGGCAUUAUCGAGAAUUUGCAAGAGUGGCAAUUCAAAAAGUGGAUGGUUCAAAAGAAAAAACCCGGUGACGUCAAUAAGAUGUUCCCAUCGGAAGACCUGACCAGCUUGCAAAUUAAAUAUGAGUUCAAGAACUUCUACAAGGAGAAUGUCGACACACUGAUGAUUUAGACAGAGUCCAGUUCCAGUUUUGAUUGACUAGCUAGCUUUAGAGCUUCUUAAAUUCAGUACCAGCCAGCACUUAAAAUGUUUUGGUCGUGCUUCGGCGAGACCAAUAGCUUUUUUG